AUGUCGCGGCUUAACGUCUCCCUCCCGCCAUUCAACAGUGCAGCUUCCAGCAUUGUUUCUCCAUUCACGACAUCAUGUAGAACUCGAUCAUCAAGAACAAAGUGUGCAAUUGCGAAUUCAACUCCACGACGCAGACUUCCACAAGAGCUGUCCCGCACCUAUGCUACCGUGACAACCCAGCAUCCAACAUCAUACCUUACCAUCCCUACACCAUCGACCAGUACGCACAGAACCCGAACCUUAACCCCUCCUUCCAUCGAUCAGAUUCGUGCCAAUUUACCUAAACCUCAAACGCCCAGCACACCGAAAAUCCUUGUCGGUACCGUUAGCCGCGUGGGAACUAUGUCCAAAACCGUGCAAAUAUCUUACAAUACGCAACGCUUCGACAAUUGGCUAAAACGACACAUUCAGCAUCCAACGCGGAUCUUGGCGCAUGAACCGACAGGCUAUCUACACGUUGGAGAUGUGGUGGAGUUUGCGCGCUUUACGCCCGCGACCAUGGCGGAUCGAUACGAAACUGGGAAGCUAAAUCGAAGGGGUGGAGGGGUAAGAUUCGAGGUUUAUAGGGUGAUCACGCCAUUCGGCCAGCCAGUAGAGGAGAGGAAGGAGUUGCACGGAAAGGGAGAGCUGUGGGAGAAUUUAGGGGUUGUAGAGUUCGAGAGGAGGAAGAAUGAGCUUUCGAGACCUUGGAAUCAGGAUAGGAAGAGAAAGGUAGCGCUUAUGGAGGGGAUGUGUGAAGCCUUGGGUUUGGACCUAGAAAAGAUGAGGUUGCAGCUGGUAGCCACAUCGAAGCCAUCCGAUGAACCCGAUCAAGCAGCAAUUGAGGUUCAAGAGCUAGUAUAUGACAGCGCUGGACCAGAACCCGUGGAUGGGAGCUUAGACGAAAUGAAUGAGGCUCGGAGAGAUAUCGCAGCGGAGCUGCAGAAGCUCCAAGAAAAUACACGGCCAGCACAUAUGGAGCAGAGCUAA
Messenger RNA from Endocarpon pusillum Z07020, 969 nucleotides. RefSeq lists its product as uncharacterized. Lineage: Eukaryota; Fungi; Ascomycota; Eurotiomycetes; Verrucariales; Verrucariaceae. Gene Ontology annotation, biological process: translation. Gene Ontology annotation, molecular function: structural constituent of ribosome. The record is from RefSeq and is a predicted model, not a curated record. The transcript has a single exon. Bases 1 to 969 code for a protein of 322 amino acids. Gene Ontology annotation, cellular component: ribosome.